Tripterygium wilfordii is the source of this 1266-nucleotide messenger RNA. RefSeq lists its product as uncharacterized. The record is from RefSeq and is a predicted model, not a curated record. The transcript has 2 exons. Lineage: Eukaryota; Viridiplantae; Streptophyta; Magnoliopsida; Celastrales; Celastraceae. Bases 1 to 1266 code for a protein of 421 amino acids.
AUGGAAGAGCUCCCAAAGAAAUUCACCAUAUCACAUAUCAAACCUUAUGAUGGUACCACCUACCCCGAAGAUCAUGUGGAUCAAUACAGUCAACAAUUGACUUUGGUAUCAUACCCAUUCAAUAAGCAUGAAACAUGUAUGUGCCGAGGAUUUAGUUCAACUUUGGUUGGACUUCCUCUGAAGUGGUAUCUUAAUCUUCCAGAAGGGCAAAUUGCUUCAUUCGCACAAUUAGCCGACACAUUCGUGGAACAGUUUGCAAGCAGCAGGAAAAUAAUUACAACAUCUGAUGAUCUAUAUCGGCUACGACAGAAACAAGGCAAAUCUUUGCGAUCAUUCUUAACAAGAUUCAAUAAAGAGAAACUGGAGAUUCCAGGGUGCUUAGACGAGAUUGCAAUCAAUGCAUUUCGCAUGGCUCUUCUUCCUGGAAGCAAAUUGUACGGGAAGCUUACUCGUUAUCCAUGUAAGUCAUUUCAAGAAGUGCAACUGAAGAAAUCUGAACAAAAACAAGUAAGUUCAGAGGCUCCACGUUAUCCUCGUAGAGAUCCCGAGCCGAUUGAUUUCAAGAAAAAACCCCGAUCUCCUGAAUAUAAUUUGGUGAUUCCACCAAAUGAAGUCUUAUCAGUGUUGAAGAAAAUGGGAGAUGUUGUUCGAUGGCCCGAUGAAGUUCGUAAACCGCUAGAUCAACGGGAUACUUUCAAAUGGUGCGAAUUUCACAACGAUUAUGGGCAUACAACAGAUGACUGUUUUACCCUCAAAAAAGAAGUAAUCCAAUUAUUAAAGAAAGGUUAUCUUCGGGAUUUACUAUCUGAAAGAGGAAAAGCAACAAUGGUCCAAGCUGAAAGACGAGAAGAAGAACAGAAACCACCUCCCCCGGAAAAGACGAUUAAUGUAAUAAUCAGUGGAUCGGAGAUUAGCAGAAUUACACACUCAUUGACAAAGAAACAUGUCAAGCAGACAGAGAAUUUUGAGGUAUGGAAUGACAAGCUGAUGGUACAAUUCACAAGGCAAGUCAUCAGUUUCACAGACGAUAAGAUGUCGAGAUCACUAAAUCCACAUGAUGAUUCCUUGGUAAUUACUUUGCAAAUUGCCAAUUGUGAAGUUAAAAGAAUCAUGAUUAACGAUGGCAGCUCAGCAAAUUUACUGUUCAUGUCUACACUACAAGCGAUGGGACUUUUAGAAGCCGAAAUAAUUAGAGGUCAUAUUCCACUCAUCGGUUUCAGCGGAGAACAACAAUAUACCAUCGGCUCUAUUCCUUUGCAAGUGUAG